CACUCCAAUAUUCUGGCCUAGAGAAUUCCAUGGACUGUAUAGUCCAUGGCAUAACAAAGAGUCAGACAUGACUGAGCGACUAUCACUUUCACUUUUCAUGCUUUUCAUAAAUGGCCUUGAGGAAAUUUCCUCAAUACCAUAAGUGGUAUUGAGGAAAUUUCUAUUUUAUUGAAGUUUUUUUUAUCAUGAAUGGGUUUUAAAUUUUUUCAAGUGUUUUUUACGCAUAGUCUUACUUUUAAUUCUUACUUGAAUGUUGGUAGAAUUGAGCUUUGAAGCCAUUUGGUCCUAAGCUUUUAACUUUUGGGAUUUUUUUUUUAAUUAAUAUUUGAAUCUCUUUAUUUGUUACUGGAGUGUUGAGUUUUUCUAUUUUUUCUUGUUUUAGUCUUGACAGGGUGUAUGUUUCUCAGAAUUUAUCUAUUUCUUCUAGGUUUUCCAAUUUGUAACUGUUCAUCAAUAAUAACAGCCCCUUAUGAUUAUGCUUCUUUACUUCUGAGGUAUCUGUUGUAAUGUCGCUUUCCUUUCUGUGGUUAUUUCAGUUUCCUCUCUUUCCUUCUUCCCUUAGGUAAGGGUUUAUUGAUAUUGUUUGCUUCUUUUGAAAAAUGCACUUCCAGUUCUUGCACAUGCACACUGGGCAUUCUGGCACAAGGGCAGUGUGUUUAGAGGUGUCGCUUAGCAACGAUCAUUCUGGGAUGAAAGAUUCCAAACCGUUGAGCUUCCCAGCUGGGAGGUUGCGGCGGGACGGCUCUGGCUUACCUGUAGAGCUUGUGUUGGGUUUAGGGGACUGUGAAGAGCCGAGGGGGAGGUGAGGUGUGUUUGGAGCCCAUAGGCUCUGCGAUGAAGAAGAUUUUUGGCUACAGGAGUGAGAAGGAGUCGCCCUUAGACUCCUCCAUCAGCCUGGGGAGAGACAGAGGUCAUCAUAGAACCAGCUUCCAGCCCAGGUACCACAUCCGAGACAGGGACCUCAAAAAGAUCCACAAAGCUGCCAGCGUAGGCAACGUAGCCAAAGUGAAGCAGGUUCUGUUGCUCGGAAGGAAUGGCCUGAACGACAGGGACAAGAAGAACAGGACUGCGCUCCACUUGGCCUGUGCCAGUGGCCAUUCAGCGGUGGUCACUCUCCUCCUGGAGAGAAAAUGCCUGCUUAACCUCGGUGACAAUGAAAAGAGGACAGCGCUGAUGAAGGCCGUCGAAUGCCAAGAGGAGGAGUGUGCGACUCUUCUGCUGGAGCAUGGUGCUGACCCAAAUGUCAUGGACGUCGGUGGCAACACCGCUGUCCACUAUGCUGUCUUUUGCCAGAAUUUAUCACUCGCAGGAAAGCUGCUUUCCUAUGACGCCGAUAUAGAAGCCAGGAACAAGGAUGACCUGACACCACUGUUACUUGCGAUAUGUGAAAGGAGAGGGCAAAUGGUGGAGUUUUUAGUAAAGAAAAAAGCAAAUAUACAUGCGGUUGAUAAGAUGAAAAGAACAGCCCUCAUGCUUGCUGUCAAGUGUGAAUCACCAGAUGUCGUCAGACUUCUUCUGCAGCAAGGUGCUGACAUCGUUUCUCAAGAUGUUUUUGGAUGGACUGCAGAAGAAUAUGCUGUUAUUAGUGGUUUUGAUAUCUUUCGCCAACUGAUUUCUGAAUAUAAAGAAAAGAGAUCUAAAACUUCUCCUGAAAAUAGCAACCCAGUGGGUGAGAGUUCUGAAGAGCACUCUUCAAGGAGGUUUCCCAACAAACCUGGCGUUGAUUUAGGGCCUACAUCAAAUGAUGAAGUCUUAGAUUUUAAAACUAAGCAUGUCCUGAAAUCAAAGUUAAUGAAGGCUUCUCAGCUAUCCAAGAGAAACAAAGCAAAAUGUGGUAUUUUGAGACCAGAGGGUACAACUUUCUCUCAGGACAAUAAUUCUGGUAGUAAUGUUGAAGAUGUGGUUGAAACAUUUCCCCAACCAUCUCCCUGGUUUGAGGGCAUCUGUCAUCCUGCCUUCCCAUCGCCUGAGCCUGUUCCAAAACUUCUCAAGUCUGUAGCAGGCCUUGGUCGUACAAAGCAGAGUAUCUCUGAGAUCCUUCCACAGAAGUAUGUGGAUCAUUUACCUGGAACUGCUGGUCAAAGAGGAAAAAAGACAUUAAAUGGACAAGUAGAAGAGUCUCCUGGGAAAUAUCCUAACGUGCAGCCAGCAGUCAGAAUGAAAGAUUCUGUUCCUAAUAAAACAGUCAGAAUGAAGGAUUUCCAAACAUCCAUUUCAGAUCUGUCAAGAGAACUAGACUUGGAAAUGAUAACAGAGGAAAAACAAGAAACACUUGAUGAAGAUGAAAAUAACCAUGCACAGGUUGAAGAAGAAAAGAAGCACAAAAGCAGUGAAGUGGAAGUAUCAGAGAACGUAUGCGAUGCUGCUGAUGAGAGUGGAUUGUUUCCGCAGAGAAAGCGUGGAAGAAACAGCAACCAGGAGUUUCCUGCUAUGCAGAAUGAGGGUUCUGAUAGUAGCGAUCCUGGUGUGCACAGGAAGGGAGUAAAGAAAAAGAAUGAUGACAAAUGGGCACCGGGAGGACGUGUGAUGGCACCGAUAUUUGAAAAGACCAAUUCACUGACUGGUGGUCUGCUGCACGUGAAUGAUGAUGGCAUUUUAAGGGAAGUGGAUCAGAGUGAUGACAGGCCUGCAAGGAAAACACCGUAUGAAAAGAAGAAGGUCAAAGAACAAAUUAAUUACGUGAAUGACCUGGAUGACUUAACUCAGUCGUCUGAGACUGUUUCUGAGGAUGGCGACGGGCUUUACUCUACGAAUUCCCCAUUGGAAGUAGAACCUCUCGAUGUGGGGCGUAAAGAUUCUGGUAGCUUGUUGAAAGUUUGGGAUGCAGUUUUUCCCUGUGAAAGAUUAGUAGAUUUUCAAAGAAGGCACUGGGAACUACGUAGAGAAAAAAAUCACAAAAUGAAAAGUAAGGUUCGUGGGCUACAAAAAGAGCUGUCAGAAAGCAAAGAAGUAAAAUCACAGUUGGAGCAUCAGAAAGCAAUGUGGGAACAAGAGCUCAGCAGCUUGAGAUUCACCUUAAAGCAAGAAGAAGAGAAUAGAAGAAAUUCUGAUAUGUUAUAUGAAAAAAUGAGGGAGGAGUUAAGAAGAAGAGAAGACGAAUAUAGGAAACAAAUUGAAAUGAAACAGCAACUAGAAUUCACUCUCCCAGCACUCAAAAAGGAACUGAAGACUGUGAGAAAUAAUGGGAAUCAGGUGGCUGAGAGUCGUGGACCGCCUCCCUCUGUGCCCGUCAGCCCUCCAGGCCACCUGCCCCGUGAACAGCUCCGAGCUGGCUCCGCUUUCCCAGCUGGGUUCUCCCUCACAGCAGAGUCUCUAAGGACAGGUGUUAACUGGCGUCCUCGAGAGGUUUCUGAUAGUGGGAGAAAAGUAAAAGAUCUGUUACACAAAAACCGCAUGCUGCAGGAUGAAAUUGCCAGCCUAAGACUGGAAAUAGACGCAGUAAAAAAUCAGAAUCAGGAAAAGGAGAAGAAAUAUUUUGAUGAUAUUGAAAAUCUUCAAAAGGCAAUGAAAUCGAAAGAGGAAAUAUUAACAGAGACUAUAUUCCAGUAUACUGGUCAGCUUAAUGUCCUGAUAGCUGAGAAUACAAUGCUCAAAUCUGAGCUGGAGAACAAUAAACAAAGCAAACAGGCACUGGAAACAGAAGUGGAAUCCUACCGUUCUAGACUGGCUGCUGCCACACACGAUCGUGAUCAAGGUCAGGCAUCACAAAGAGACCUGGAGCUUGCCUUCCAGAAAGCAAACGACGAGAGGUUAUGCUUGCAGGACCAAAUGAAGUUCGAAGCGACUAAGCUGAGAAGUAACAGUGAGACGGCUUCCCAGCAACUUUCUGAAGUGGAAAGUCAAUUCAAUAAGCUAAAAAUCAAGCUGCAUCAGACGAGAGAUGAUCUCAGAGAAAAGACUUUGAUGUUAGAAUGUGUCCAGAGAGACCCACGCCAAGCAGAGUGUCAAAAGCAGGAAAUUGAACACAAGUAUCUGAACAAACAAGGCAAAGUGAAUGAAUACCUUAAAAAGCAGGAAUCCUUAGAGGAGAGAUUGUCUCAACUCCAGAGUGAAAACAGGUUGCUCCGACAGCAAGUGGGUGAUGCACAAAAUGGAGCCGACAGUACAGAGAAGACAGUCAUUAGCAUCCAAGACCAGAUUCAGCAGAUCGUGAAAAAAGUCCAUGCUGAAAUUGAGAAACAAGGUCUGAUGGUGCAGGAAAAAGACAAGGAGUUAAUCAACGAAUGGAAUCAUUUAGAAGAGAGACCUUGUCAGUAUGAAAAUGAGAAAGCAGAAGGAGAAUUGCAAGAAGCACAGGAUCAACAUGUAGAGGCCGUGAGAUGUGCUGAAAAAACACAGGAUCACAUCCAAAAACUUGAAAUUGAAAAUGCCGAGUUACAAACUACAGUCAAAAAGCAAGUGGGCAAAAUUGAACACCUUCAGAAAAACCUGUUAAGUACAAGAUUGAUUGAUCAUCUUCCAGCAGAGCUAGAAACUGCAUGUUCACAAUGUCUGCACCUGGAUGCAAAAAAUCGAGUUCUUCAACAGGAGUUAUUAUCAAUGAAAGGAUGGCAAAGGAAAUGUGAGAAACUAGAGAAAGAGAACAAGAAGUUGGAGCAAGAGAUACGAGCAGCAUCUCAAGAAAACUUACAGCAGGUCCAUGAGGAGCUUAUUGCUUCCAUAAGAAGUCAGAUGGAACUCAGAUUUAAAGACUUGGAAUCUGAACUCUCCAAGAUGAAAACUUGUCAAGAUUCUAAUAAAGCAGAGUUGGAAAAAUAUAAGCAACUCUACCUAGAGGAACUAAAAGUUAAAAAGGCAUUGGAAAAAAGACUAGACAAGACUAAUGAGAGGCUGGCAGAGACGAGCACCAAACCUGAGGUGGAGAAACAGCAGAACAGGUCUUUACUGAGCACUCUCACCACGAGGCCAGUCCUGGAGCGCCCUGGCAUUGGAAAUUUCAAUAAUACUAGAAUGUUCAAUUCAACUCUGUCCAAGAGCAAACCUAGAGUUUUCUACCUCAGUUCCACUCCCUUCAAAUAGCAGCAUGGUGACUUACUUGCUCAAGGUUAGUUCUAAUAUCUUUUUUUCCUUGGGUUUCAGAUUUCUUCUAUGAAUGAUUCUUGGUUUUAAUCUGAACUUCUGAGUUGUUUAUUUGACUUAUGCACACUAAGUAAAAGCCAUAAUUAA
Molecule: messenger RNA, 5166 nt
Organism: Bubalus bubalis (water buffalo)
Lineage: Eukaryota; Metazoa; Chordata; Mammalia; Artiodactyla; Bovidae
Product: ankyrin repeat domain-containing protein 26
Molecular function (GO): protein binding
Source: RefSeq, a predicted model, not a curated record